Filobasidium floriforme is the source of this 2855-nucleotide messenger RNA. RefSeq lists its product as uncharacterized. Lineage: Eukaryota; Fungi; Basidiomycota; Tremellomycetes; Filobasidiales; Filobasidiaceae. The record is from RefSeq and is a predicted model, not a curated record. The transcript is spliced from 13 exons. Gene Ontology annotation, biological process: proteolysis. Gene Ontology annotation, molecular function: calcium-dependent cysteine-type endopeptidase activity. Bases 45 to 2756 code for a protein of 903 amino acids.
AUCCGAUCGAGGUCUCAAAUCUAGAACUUGCGAUCUCAUACUCCAUGAGCUACCAUACCUGGGCGAAAGGCUACGUUGAAGCAAACGCUGCUACAAACACUGCCGUCAAGCUAGAACACAGCCUCCAACAUACCCCAAUCAACCUCUCGGAGAGAGUAUUCCCCGCAUACUUGCAUGCAGCUGGACUGUGGUCAAACUUGCUGGCAUCGGGACUGGCCGCUCCAACCUCGACCUACACCGAGCCCAUCUCUUUCGUGACGACCAGCUCGAGGCAGGAUGCUGAAAUCGGAGACAAGAACGAGGCCAAGAAGAAGUGGAGGCUGUGUUUGGAGAGAGGGAAGCUCAUCAAGACUCGUAUCAAGGAGAUGGGCGUAGAGGUUGCCAAGAAUGGACAGGAUAUCAUCACCCAGUCGGCGGUUGGAGUUCCCGUGCUGAACGUCGAGGCAGCGCAGACGAGUCUGCUUCGGCAGUCCAGCUCAGUUAACGGCGUGUUCGUCCCGUUAUGGGAUGACACUCAAGCACCGGGAUGGUUCAACUCGAUCGCCAACGAGGCCGGACCUUCGAAGCGUUAUGGAAAGCGUCCCGGCCUCAAUCUGGAGCAAACAGCCUAUCGACCAGAGUGGCGACCUUUGGGCGGGACUGCACCUAGUUCACCGAACACCCAGAACCAGAAAGAGAUGGUUCGACUCAUCAAGGUAGAACAAGGAAUGGGAGCGAAUUGCUCAGUCGUUGUCGGUCUUGAGCUAUGCUUAAAGCACAACCUGAAGUGGACCCGACGGCUGGUUCAAGAGAGUCUGGAGCCGAUACCUCGCGGGUCGCACAAAGUUUCAGCGCCUGCUGAUGUGCAGUGGUACAAGACCAAAAUGUUCGUCAACGGCAGUUGGAGAGCGGUCGUCAUAGACGAUACUCUACCACAGACCACCAACCCGGACGUGCAUCUAUGUGCUACUGUCGUCCGGGAUGUUCCGUCAACAGGCGACCCUGAGCUAGAUGCAGAAGCUGAAGAAAACCCUAUCAAGCCGGAACUCCAGCAAGCGAUCGAUAUAGCUAACGCAUGGGUGCCUUUGGUCGAGAAGGCAUACAUGACGCUUCAUUCAGGGUAUGAUUUCCCGGGAUCCAUCCCUUCGCUCGACCUGUACACCUUGACAUCCUGGAUACCAGAACGACUGCAGUUCAACUCGCCUGGUUUCAGGAGAGAGCGGACUUGGAAACGGUUGAUUGACGGUCAGGAACGGGGGACCUGUCUCAUAGCCCUAGGUACGGGAAGAAACGUCAGAGGAACUACUGGGUUGGCUCCCUUGCAUGCCUAUGGGGUUAGUCAGGUAUGGGAGGAAAUGGACGGACGACGGAGAGUUCGGGUGGAUAACCCUUGGAAGCGUAAUCGUCCCGCGGACAUCGUGGGUACCACAUCACACACGGAAUGGACCCGUGAUCUUCGCAACACUCUGGUGGAAGAAGAACAUACCCCUCAUACCUUGAUCUUCUCGUGGGACGAAAUUUGCAACCGUUUCGAAACUUUGGAGCUAAAUUGGAAUCCGCAACUGUUUGCCAACAUGAAAGAUCUACAUUCACGUAUCGAGCCAGCUUCCGAACACCGUGUCUUGCCCACUUAUCGGCUCGAGGUGGAAUCGCAAUUGCCUGGUGCCGAGGUGUGGCUGCUCUUGGUGCGCCACUUCUCAGAUAACGAGGCAAGUAUUAGAGAGAAGCCCCCCAUGGCUCUGCAUGUGGACGAAGAAGACGAUGUAUCGGCAGGGGAAUUCUGGAAAAUGGAAGAAGCAGACCAGGUCGAUUUCCUUGACAGCCCCUUGGUUCUCGUCAAACAUACGUGCUUACGGGAAAGCGCCGUCCUGAAAAUCGCCCCCAUCAUCGAAUCGUCAAAAGACCGAGCGAUCACCUAUAGUAUAAUCGCAUACUCGGAUGCCAAUCUGAUCUUCAAACGAUUGCCAAAAAAGCUGCCGUAUGAGGUCAUGGAAAAAGGCAGUUUCUCGGAGCGCUCAGCAGGCGGAAACCCAACUUUGCCCACAUUCAUGAAUAAUCCUCAGUACAAGCUCGAGAUUCGGCCCUCGAUAGACAGAGGGAAUAAGCAAGAGGCGAUUUUAAGAAUCGCGUUGUCGAGCUCGAACCGGAAACUGCCCCUAGACAUCAAACUCAUGAGGGACGGCAAGAGAAAGACAAAUUGCAUGACCAGAGACAUCGUGAUGGGUUCCAGACAAUAUCGACGGGGCAUCACGCAAGCGGAAGGCGACAAGAUCUCCCCUGGAUCGUAUACUAUCAUCGUCUCCAGUUAUGAUGCUGGCAAAUUAGGCGACUUUGAACUUGUGGUCGAAGCGAAUCUGCCAGUAUCGAUCACAGCCAUCCCUCAAGAAGGUGCUGGCAUGCAUCAACGAGUAAUGAAGGGUGCCUGGUCAGAAAAGAAUGCGGCUGGAAGGCCCUCAGCUGGCGCAUACGAGAGCAAUCCCAAAUUUGAGCUCUUGGUUACCGCUCCGGUCUCGGCAUUCGCUCGGUUACAGCUCGCCGAAGCCACGGAUACACCAAUCAACUUGACCGUGUUCAAGCGCAACCCAGGAGGAGCGCUCGGGGAUCAGGUCGUUUCUUCAGGUCCAUAUUCUAACGCCGCUUCCGGCGUGCUCGUUCCGACUACGCGGUUCGAGCCUGGGAUUUACGUGGUCGUAGCGUCGACCUACUCUGCUGGGUUCUGGGGUUCAUUCAAGCUCAGCGUGUACGGUAGCGGUGUCAUAGACCUCACGGCAGUGUGAUCAACAACAAGCUGUAACUCGUCGAUGUAACGACAGGUCACGUGAGCGUGAGACAUAUGCCAACCCGCGACCUUCCUUAACAAUAAUAUCUUCUCGUGG